CCUGACAGGAAGAUGAUUACCUCUCAGAACAGAGUCUUUCAAACACUCACGAGGGAGAACAAGAGCAGGGCGAGUGGCGCCUGAGAAUUACUAAGCGUUAGUUACCCUCAUUUUCAUCACGCCUCAUCUUUUUUUUUUUCCUUAACGGAUUUAGCACCGCAUUAGAUGCAGAGCAACUCUUCUUCCGGCGGAGUCUACAGGUUGAAGAGCUUUCACAUGGACAAUGAGUCUCCGGUUGACGGGAAUACUUAAGUCAAGUGCAUUGACUGCCUUUAGAGAGGAAUGCCAACUAGCAGCUACUGGGAUGGAUUCGUCCACUGUUGCUUGGUUUCAAGAAUCAAUACAGCCACAGAGUAACUACAUUAUAAAGGACGAGCUGAUGCAGCUAAGGAAAUGCAACUCUGCAAAGACCGCCCUUUAAGGUCAUCCUUUCAUGUUUUCUGGAAAAGAAAAGAAAAGCUUGAUAACAACAGUGCAUUUUUCUGAUCCAUUUUCCCAGAAAUGGGGAAUACCAUAUCCAACCAUCGUUAAGUGAUUUACAUUUCUUCAAGCGGCUCGGAAACCAUAAGAGUCACAGUGUGAAAAAGACUCUGCAAGUGCCAGAUAUAGUCAAGUCUGUUUCUUCUUGAGCAAACGAGGCACAUUGUUUUGUUUCCCCUUUUCCUGUGAGUCGGUGAGAAAGCCAGCUGACCAGUGUGAUCUUAUCUGCUUAACUAAUACUAUCACCAUGAAACCACUAACUGCCUCGGCGGAGUCUUUUUUUCCUCUGGAAACUGGAGCCAGCAGCUGUAACACCCAGAGACUACGUGAACAAGCUGUUCUGCUGCUUAACAUUAACAAGAUAUUAAAUUAAUUACUUAGCAGACUUACGGCGGGGAUUGCAUGGAGAGUUUGGGGCAGCAGAUGAACAGAAGCGAUCUGGACAAAAUGACUGGAACAGAUGAGGUUUUGAUUAAAUGUUUAGUCCCCAUCUUGGAUGGGCUGAUUCUGUUGACUGGGCUCAUAGGGCAAACUCUGGUCAUCAUCAUUCUUACUAGGAGGAGGAGGAAACAGAACCAGCCCCCACACAGCACAGACAUCCUACUUCUGGUUCUGAGCGCUGCUGACCUGCUGCUGUUACUCUGCCUGCCCUUCCACACCUCUGCUAUCACCCUGGGCUUCUGGCCUUUCGGCGGCUUCCUGUGCAAAGCUAUCAGUUUCCUGGGCGUGACCUGCUCGGUUGCCUCCGUAUUUACCAUGGCAGCUUUGGCUGUGACUCGCUACCUUACAGUGGUACACCCCACCUGGGCCUUCCGCUUGCGAAUGCACAGGCGCAUUAAACUGACAGUAGCUCUGCUCUGGGUGCCUGCCUCAGCUCUGGCAGCACCACAGUUUGCAUUUCGCACAGUCACCGUGUCCAGUGUUGUGCAGUGCUUCGCCUUCCUGUCUGACUUCAGCCAGCUGGUCUACAGCAUCGCCCUUUUCCUGUUUGGCUUCGCUCUGCCACUAGGCAUCAUUAUAAUGAUGUAUGCAAAGAUUUAUUGUUUUCUUCGAUAUGCACGCCAGGUGGGGAAUGCCCCUCAGCUAGAACGCUACCAGAGACAAGUCACUCACACUUCAGCCCUAUUGGUCGCCGUCUUCACCAUCCUGUGGCUGCCCUCCUAUGUCCUCAUGUUUUCCUUAAUUGGAGGACAUUUAAAAGACUCAUCUGGCAACAAAGUAUUUGCCAUCGUGGCCAGGCUGCUGGCAACCUCAGUGGGUGUGGUAAACCCUCUACUCUACAGCUUUGUGUCUCAGAAGUUUAGGCGAGACUUACUAGAGCUUGGAAGAAGGCAAUGGGCACGGUGCAGAAACUGUGUGAGUGGCUGCCCUUAUGCAAUGAGCAGAGACAUGGUACGGCCUUUUGAGGAGGACAGUACCUCAGGGAGAGGCCAAAACUGACUUUACAGAAGGAGAUCUGGAAUUAAGACUAGUUAAUACCUCCAAACAGGCUGAAAUAUUACAUAAGAAACUCUCAGUGACGUUAAAUAUGAUAAAAUUAAUUCCAGAUGUAAGAGAUUUACUGCAAAGUGAUCACUUUCUUGAUGUUUUUCCACAUUCGUUUUUCAUCCAGCAAUGACUGACUUUAUUCCAUUAGCACAUGUGGAAACAGGACUAGUCUUGGUUUCAUUAACAGUGCGUUUUAGUUAAUAACUUGGACAACAGACGUCUCUAAAACAUGACAGAAUGGGAUUAUGUAAUCAUGUCAAAAGUUAAUAAAAUACGCUCCUCUAACCUCAGCUGGAGCUUAUUUGGAGCUCAAUAAGUUCUACAUUCAGUACACGAUGUAAGACGUCGUUCUUAAAACUGCUUCAAACCCUUGUUCUCAAUGCAAAAUGAGUAAAAACACAAACCCUGUGCACCUUCCUUGUUCUCCUGCUGUACUUAACAAAAUAAUUCAUUUUUUGAAUCUUGUUAGAUGUGAACAGCUCUGGUCCAGGGCUUUUAAAUAUGAUACUUCACUCUUGAAUUAUUUAAAGAGAGCGGGAUUUAAAAGGCUCUUCAGUGGUGAAACAAGCAAAAACCAGGGCGUGGGUGUUGGUGUGCGCAAGCAGUGGCAGCUCUGAAGUGAUGUCAGCCUCUACUGGUUGAGUUACAGCUGCGUGUUCAUUACACCGGAUCCUCCCGGAUGCUUGUAUUGUGUCUGCUGACACCGUAGAGGGGACAACAUUCAAUUAUUAAUGGAGAGGAUUUUAAAAAAUAUGGCAGCAAAGAGCAACGCAGCAGAAAUAUUUGUCAACAGAGGUGGGGAAGUCUUAAGAGCAGCAAAACGUAAAGUUUUCCUGACGCUUUGACAGAAACGCGAAAUGCAUCUGAUGACCCCGCACUUACUUU
Messenger RNA from Haplochromis burtoni (Burton's mouthbrooder), 2853 nucleotides. Its product is annotated as galanin receptor type 1-like. The transcript has a single exon. Gene Ontology annotation, molecular function: G protein-coupled receptor activity. NCBI's taxonomy places the organism in Eukaryota, Metazoa, Chordata, Actinopteri, Cichliformes, Cichlidae. The record is from RefSeq and is a predicted model, not a curated record. Gene Ontology annotation, cellular component: membrane. The coding region runs from base 883 to 1920 and encodes 345 amino acids. Gene Ontology annotation, biological process: G protein-coupled receptor signaling pathway; immune response.